CGUCGCCGGCCGGCAGGUGCGGGCAGAGCCGCCGCCGCGCAGCCCGCGCCGGCCCCGCCUGGAUGUGCGCGGAGGCGGCGCCCGGCUGCGCGCAGGGUCCCGCCAUGGCCCUGGCUUUCUGCGGCGACGAGGGCAACUCCACCGCCUACAACGUGGACCACGGCGUGCUCAACAACGGCUGCUUCGUGGACGCGCUCAACGUGGUGCCGCACGUCUUCCUGCUCUUCAUCACCUUCCCCAUCCUCUUCAUCGGAUGGGGAAGUCAGAGUUCCAAAGUACAUAUACACCAUAGCACAUGGCUUCAUUUUCCUGGCCACAAUUUACGCUGGAUACUGACUUUUAUCCUCUUGUUUGUGCUUGUGUGUGAAAUUGCAGAGGGCAUAGUGUCUGAUGGGGUUUCAGAAUCGCGCCACUUACACCUGUACAUGCCAGCUGGGAUGGCAUUCUUGGCGGCCAUCACAUCGGUCGUCUAUUACCAUAAUAUCGAAACAUCCAAUUUCCCAAAGUUGUUAAUCGGUACGUCUCACAACUUAGAAGACUCAGAAGUGCAACCGUGGUGCUGGGUGUCUGUUCGUUCCAUGACAGCAUUGCUGUUCUACUGGACUUUAGCUUUCAUAACUAAAACCAUCAAAUUUGUAAAGUUCUGUGAUAAUGGGGUUGGAUUUUCUCAGCUUCGAUUUUGCCUCACAGGACUCCUGGUUGUUCUCUAUGGAAUGCUACUAGCUGUAGAAAUCAAUGUCAUCAGGGUGAGGAGGUAUGUUUUCUUCAAAACUCCUAAAGAAGUUAAACCUCCUGAGGAUCUCCAGGACCUUGGCGUUCGAUUCUUACAGCCGUUUGUGAAUCUGUUAUCCAAAGGAACAUACUGGUGGAUGAAUACGUUCAUCAAGACUGCCCACAAAAAACCAAUAGACUUGAAAACCAUAGGCAAGCUUCCCAUUGCGAUGAGAGCUCUGACCAAUUACAUUCGCCUCAAUGAGGCCUUUGAAGCACAGAAGAACAGAAGGUCAUCAUCUCCACAAGGAUCCAGAUCAAUUUGGCGUGCUCUCUGCUGUGCUUUUGGAAGACCCUUGCUUCUCAGUAGCACAUUCCGUAUUCUGGCUGACUUGCUUGGAUUUGCUGGUCCGCUCUGCAUCUCUGGGAUUGUUCACAAUGUUGGAAAAGGAAAUAACACCAUCCGCCCACAGACUAAAAUUCUGGGUGUUUUCUUUAUUUCGUCUCAAGAGUUCCUGUCCAAUGCUUAUGUUUUGGCUGUACUCUUAUUUUUUGCUCUUCUAUUGCAAAGGACAUUUCUCCAAGCAUCAUAUUAUGUUGCUAUUGAAACAGGGAUCAACUUGAGAGGUGCAAUACAGACAAAAAUAUACAAUAAAAUUAUGCAGCUUUCAACCUCUAACAUGUCUAUGGGGGAGAUGACUGCAGGCCAGAUCUGUAACCUGGUUGCCAUAGACACAAAUCAGUUGAUGUGGUUCUUUUUCCUUUGCCCUAACCUUUGGGCUAUGCCAGUACAGAUAAUUGUAGGAGUUCUUCUGCUCUACUACCUUCUUGGAAUCAGUGCCUUAAUUGGAGCAGCAGUAAUCAUCAUCCUUGCACCUGUUCAGUACUUUGUGGCAACAAAACUCUCACAGGCGCAGAGAAGCACACUGGAGUACUCCAAUGAGAGACUGAAGAAGACAAAUGAGAUGCUUCGAGGCAUUAAGCUCCUUAAACUCUAUGCUUGGGAACACAUCUUUCACAGCAGUGUAGAGGAAACCAGACAAAAAGAAAUGACUAGCCUCAAGUCUUUUGCCCUUUAUACUUCCAUAUCCAUCUUUAUGAAUGCAGCAAUACCAAUUGCAGCUGUACUUAUAACAUUUGUGGUCCAUGCUCAUCUGACAACAAAGGCUGAUUUCUCCCCAUCCGUGGCAUUUGCCUCCAUCUCCCUGUUUCAUAUUCUUGUGUCUCCGUUGUUCCUGCUCUCCAGUGUGGUUAGAUCCACUGUCAAAGCAUUAGUAAGUGUCCAGAAACUUAGUGAAUUCCUGUCAAGUGAAGAAAUUGGAGAAGAGCAUGAUAAAUCUUCAGAGCUAAGAAGUGCAGAUAAUCACAGCAAAUACCAAGCAGUGCCACUCAAAGUUGUUAACCGCAAGAGGCCUGCCAGGGAAGACUGGAACAAUUACAGCUCUCACAUGAGAAGACCCAUUAACAUCACAGAAGCAGAUGAUUUUUGUGUAAAGAUCACAAAUGGAUUUUUCACUUGGACACCUGAAGGUCCUCCAGCAUUGUCCAACAUUGAUAUCCGAAUCCCUCAAGGUCAGCUAACGAUGAUUGUAGGACAGGUUGGCUGCGGUAAGUCAUCCCUCUUGCUAGCCAUACUUGGUGAGAUGCAGAAGAUCUCUGGGAACAUAUUUUGGAGCAGCUGUACUUCUGACAGUGAGACGGGGGAAGAUGUCAGCCCAGAGAAAGAAUCUCCUGUUGACAUGGAAUUCAGGAAAAGAGGCUCAGUAGCAUAUGCAUCACAGAAGCCUUGGUUGCUGAAUGCCACAGUGGAAGAGAAUAUCACAUUUGAAAGCCCUUUUAACAAACAGAGGUACAAAGCAGUAAUUGAUGCUUGUUCCCUCCAGCCUGAUAUUGACAUUCUCCCUCACGGAGACCAAACCCAGAUUGGAGAGAGGGGUAUUAAUCUGUCUGGAGGGCAGCGCCAACGUAUCAGUGUGGCAAGAGCACUUUACCAGCAGACAAACGUUGUGUUCCUGGAUGAUCCAUUUUCUGCGCUGGAUAUUCACCUAAGUGACCAUCUCAUGCAAGAAGGGAUCCUGAAAAUGCUACGGGAAGACAAGCGGACCAUUGUGCUAGUAACUCACAAGCUGCAAUACUUACCCCAUGCUGACUGGAUAAUUGCAAUGAAAGAUGGUAACAUCCAGAGAGAAGGAACACUCAAGGACAUUCAGAAAUCAGAGACUGAGCUCUUUGAACACUGGAAGACAUUAAUGAAUCGACAAGACCAAGAGCUGGAGAAGGAGACUAUUAUUGAAAGAAAAACUGUUUUGGAAAGAACGAACCUCCGGAGGACUAUGUAUUCCCGUGAAGCUCUGCUGAAAGAUGACGAAGAGGAUGAAGAAGAAGUAACAGAAAGUGAUGAUGAAGACAACCUGUCUUCGGUGCUGCAUCAGAGAGCAAAGAUGCCCUGGAGAGCCUGUGGCAAGUACCUCAGCGCAGCAGGAAUCCUCCUUCUGCCGCUGCUGGUUCUGUCCCAACUGCUGAAGCACACGGUAAUGGUGGCCAUCGACUACUGCCUGGCACGCUGGACCUCAGAGGCCAUUUCUGUGAAGACAGAGCUAGAGCUGAAAAACUGCUCAGACUGUGAGAAUUUCAACCAUUCUCCAUAUUCAAAAGUGUUCAGCAUUCUCUGCUGUCUUGGGAUUGUAUUAUGUCUGGUCACAUCAAUAGCGGUGGAGUGGACUGGCUUGAAAGUCACCAAAAAGCUACAUUCUUCUUUACUAAAUAAAAUUAUUUUGGCUCCAAUGAGGUUUUUUGAAACAACACCUCUGGGAAGUAUAUUGAACAGAUUUUCAGCUGAUUGCAAUACCAUUGACCAGCACAUUCCAGCUACCCUGGAGUGCUUGAGUCGCUCCACUUUGCUGUGUGUAUCUGCUCUUGCUGUCAUCUCGUACGUCACACCAAUGUUUCUCAUUGCCCUGGUUCCCCUCGCAAUCAUGUGUUACUUCAUCCAGAAGUACUUCCGAGUUGCCUCACGGGACCUGCAGCAGCUGGAUGACAGCACUCAGCUACCAUUACUCUCCCAUUUUUCAGAGACUGUCGAAGGUCUUACCACCAUCCGAGCCUUCAGGUAUGAAGCCAAAUUUCGACAAAAACUUCUUGAAUACACAGACUCCAACAACAUUGCUUCCCUUUUCCUUACAGCUGCCAAUCGCUGGCUGGAAGUCCGCAUGGAGUACAUUGGAGCAUGUGUGGUACUCAUAGCAGCUGUCACUUCUAUUACCAGUUGCCUGUAUAGUAAACUCUCUUCAGGACUUGUAGGCUUGGGACUAACCUAUGCUCUUAUGGUGUCUAACUAUCUGAAUUGGAUGGUUCGUAACCUGGCUGACAUGGAGAUCCAGCUGGGUGCAGUGAAAAGAAUCAAUGGCCUUCUCAAAACAGAAGCUGAAAAUUACGAAGGGCUCCUUUCUUCCUCACAGAUUCCCCAGAACUGGCCAGACAGAGGGGAGAUCCAAAUCCAGAACCUCAGUGUCCGAUAUGACAGCAACUUAAAGCCAGUGCUAAAGCAUGUCAAUGCCCACAUCUCUCCAGGACAAAAGAUUGGAAUCUGCGGCCGAACAGGCAGUGGAAAAUCCUCCUUCUCUCUUGCAUUUUUCAGAAUGGUUGACACUUUUGAAGGAAGGAUUAUCAUUGAUGGUAUAGAUAUUGCUAAGCUCCCCUUACAGACGUUGAGAUCCAGGCUGUCAAUCAUUCUCCAAGAUCCUAUUUUAUUCAGCGGAACAAUCCGGUUUAACUUGGACCCUGAGAAGAAGUGCACUGACAGCAUGCUGUGGGAAGCAUUGGAAAUAGCACAGCUCAAGCAUGUGGUGAAAGCGCUCCCUGGGGGCCUAGAUGCUAUAGUCACAGAAGGGGGUGAAAACUUUAGCCAGGGCCAAAGACAGCUGUUCUGCCUAGCAAGGGCUUUUGUGCGGAAGACGAGCAUCUUCAUCAUGGAUGAAGCCACAGCAUCUAUUGACAUGGCAACAGAGAACAUACUCCAGAAGGUAGUCAUGACUGCAUUUGCUGACCGUACUGUAGUUACAAUAGCACACCGCGUGCACACAAUCCUCAAUGCAGAUUUGGUUAUUGUAAUGAAGAGAGGAGUUAUUUUGGAAUAUGACAAGCCUGAAGUUCUGCUAGAACAAGAAGAUAGUGUCUUUGCUUCUUUUGUACAAGCAGAUAAGUAAUAAAAAUAAAUGAAGCAUUUAAAAGUACCAUUGUAUUAUUUUCUAAAAAUGUAAAAUACCUGUAAAUAAAUAUUAUUUCAUAAUAAAUUGAGGUUUUCCUUUUUUAAUAAAAUGAGCCAUUUUUCUCCAUCUGAAGCAUUAAUGAAUUAUCCAUCUAUUUUCCUUUUUUGUAUACUACUACUCUUCUUUUUAUUUGCUACCAAAGAAUCAUGAAAUAUAGUUGGAAAAAACUACAUGGGUGAAAUAUGACAGGAUACAUCAACAACAACAAACACAGCCAGCAUGGAGUUUUUAUGUAACUCUUAAACCUCUCCUGUUGUUUUAUUAACAUGUUACUUUUUAUGUGUCAUAGCCCUACUGUAGAUAAUGCUCAUGACUAAACAAAUGCGGAAGGAAAAAUUAUAUACCAAAGGUAUUUCUCAAAAGCUUGUAUCUCUUUUAAGCAUAUGACUCUGUAAAGCUUUAAUAUCUAAAUAUAAAAUCUAUGAAACUUU
Molecule: messenger RNA, 5410 nt
Organism: Aquila chrysaetos chrysaetos
Lineage: Eukaryota; Metazoa; Chordata; Aves; Accipitriformes; Accipitridae
Gene: ABCC8
Product: ATP binding cassette subfamily C member 8
Exons: 39
Coding region: 63-4916 (1617 amino acids)
Biological process (GO): transmembrane transport; potassium ion transport
Cellular component (GO): membrane
Molecular function (GO): ABC-type transporter activity; sulfonylurea receptor activity; ATP binding
Source: RefSeq, a predicted model, not a curated record